AUGUGCCACAUCGUUGUCGCCCAGCGCGUGUGCCAGGUCUGCAACUGCAGCCAAGGCGAGACAGUUAUUAACUUCACGCGCUGCGCACGCAAGUGUUCGAGCCCCUUCUACUGUCUGACUCCCAAGGCGCAGAUAGAAAUCUGCUCCCUCUGUGCGCCGAGAACCACGACGACGCUCUCCACACCGGUCAUGUCACGAAACAGCAGCAUCGAUGCCAACGACAACGAAGCCGUCUCCACUGCGGCUGCUGCAGCUGCACCGGCGACGGCGGCGAUUCCCGCCGUCAGCGUCGCCCCCGUAACCAGUCGCCGACUCUCUUGA
Ilyonectria robusta is the source of this 321-nucleotide messenger RNA. RefSeq lists its product as uncharacterized. The record is from RefSeq and is a predicted model, not a curated record. Lineage: Eukaryota; Fungi; Ascomycota; Sordariomycetes; Hypocreales; Nectriaceae. The transcript has a single exon. The coding region runs from base 1 to 321 and encodes 106 amino acids.